Molecule: messenger RNA, 2331 nt
Organism: Malania oleifera
Lineage: Eukaryota; Viridiplantae; Streptophyta; Magnoliopsida; Santalales; Ximeniaceae
Product: VIN3-like protein 2
Exons: 4
Coding region: 238-2082 (614 amino acids)
Biological process (GO): epigenetic regulation of gene expression; vernalization response
Source: RefSeq, a predicted model, not a curated record
AUAAAUGUAUAAUGCAGAAUCGACGCCUCGCCCAGAGAUUUUUCCAAAAUCCAAAAUCCUCCAAAUCUCGCAUUCAAUGCCAUAAUACUAUUGUUUAAUGCUUGAAUGCCUCUCUCUCUCUCUCUCUCUCUCUCUCUCUCUCUCUCUCUCUUCUGUCGUCCUUCUGGGUCGGGUCCUUUCUGUCUUCAAUCUCUCUCUCUCUCCCCCGUCCGUCGAUUUUUGUAUUGAUUAAUUAUUAUGAGAAACCCAGAACAAAGAGUUUCAGAAAUGGAGCUGUUUUCAGAUUUUGUACUUGACCCUGCAAAAUCUAGUCAGCUAAGCUUGGAAGAGAAACGAGGGCUAGUUCGUGUUAUUGCCCAAUGGUCAAACGAGGCUCCACAGCUUCUUCACUCAUGGACCCGCAGAGAGCUUCUUGAAAUUAUUUGUGCUGAAAUGGGUAAAGAGAGAAAGUACAGUGGCUUUACAAAACUUAAAAUGAUACAGCACCUCCUAAAGUUAGUUUCUGAGAAGUCCAAAAGGAAUAAUGGUGAGUAUUCUCCCACCUUUUCUCCUGCCAAUAUCCAAAAUGGAUCCAAAAGGCCUCGGAAGGAUGAACACACUGUUAAACUAUCUGGUGACCCACACUGUGUUCCUCUGGAUAACACUGAAAAACUACUUUGUCGGAAUCUUGCAUGCAGAGCCACUUUAAGUCCGGAAGAUGCUUUUUGCAAGAGAUGUUCUUGCUGUAUCUGUCAUCAGUAUGAUGAUAACAAGGAUCCUAGUCUCUGGUUGAUCUGCAGUUCUGAUCUUCCAGGGGAGGGUGACUCAUGUGGCAUGUCAUGUCAUCUUACAUGUGCUCUAAGGCAUGAUAGAGCUGGAAUUAUGAAGGAUGGCUGCUGUACAAAGUUGGAUGGAUAUUUCUAUUGCGUUUCUUGUGGAAAGAUAAAGGGACUGAUGAGAACCUGGAGAAAACAGUUGUUGGUUGCCAAGGAGGCUAGGAGAGUAGAUGUACUGUGUCUACGAGUUUUUCUAAGCUACCAGAUUCUUAAUGGAACUGAUAAAUACAAAGAACUUAAUGAGAUUGUGGAGAGUGCCAUGAAGAAACUUAGGCAUGAAGUUGGGCCUCUUGAUCAAGUGUGCAUAAAGAUGGCACGGGGCAUUGUCAACAGGCUCUCUUGUGGUGCUGAGGUUCAGAAAUUGUGUGCUUCUGCAGUGGAAGCUUUUGAUUCUAUGCAUGCUGCUCCUAGCCCUGAUUCUAUAGAUCAGAGAGAACACACAAAGUGCAAGAUCCAAUUUGAAGAAUGUUCCCCAACCUCGGUAAUUAUUGUACUUGAAUAUGAAGAUAAUCUCCUAGAAGAAUUGUUGGGCUGCAAGCUGUGGCAUCGAAAGUCUACUGUGCAGGAUUAUCCAGAACAACCCACUUACAUUGUACUGAGGCCAGAGAGAAGGUUCAAGAUUAUUGAUCUCGAUCCUUCAAGCGAGUAUUUCUGUAAAGUGUCUCUGUUUAGCAGCAUGAGAAUUUUGGGCACUUGGGAAGCUAAAUGGAUCUCAACUGCAUUAAGUGGAAGCACUUUAUCGAUUUUUAAUGAGCAUGAAAAGGAAGAAAGUUCUUUGCAAGCACAAAAGCAUUCUCAAUUGGAUUCCAAAGAUUCAAGAAACAAUGAACUAGUGUCCAGGGACCACCGCCCAAAGAUUCAAGAUGGCAUCAACAAGAACAAGAAUGAAGGAUUUAACUUAUUGCCUCCUUCCAUUAAGGAUGUUCCUUUAACAUGUCCACUGUCAAUUUCUCCUCUCAUGCCAUGCAAAAUGGAUGGAGCAGAGGAAGCAUUUGGUUCGGGUAUAAAGCAAGACAGUAACUAUGAAUAUUCUGUGAGAGCAAUUAAAUUGUUGGAGCUUGAAGGGCACAUAGAUAACGAAUUCAGAGUUAAAUUUCUGACUUGGUUCAGCUUGAAAGCAACAAUGCAGGAUAGAAGGAUAGUGAGUGUUUUUGUUGACACUUUCAUGGAUGACGCCCCAAGCUUGGCUGGACAGCUUAUUGAUGCAUUCACUGAUAAGAUUUGCAGUGGACUGAAACCAGUUUCUCAGAAUGGGUUCUGCACCUAGUUGUGGCUAUAAAUAUUUUCCAGAUAAUUCUGCCUUUUUUAUCUGAGAAACUUGUGGGGUGCUCUAGGAACCCAACUGAGGUUUCAUUCUUUUGGUAAAUUAGGUAGUAUAUGGGUUUUAAAUCUCUUGCUAGUUCUUCAAAACUUCAGUUAGUUUCUUAAUCAUUGUUCGUGGUAGAAUUGCACAUGGCUUGGUGGCGGACCCUAAACGAUCUUAUAAUUUUAAUUUUAGACAUUCAUUGAGUAUAAA